GGUACUCUACAUCGAGGACUUGAUACACUUUUCAGCAUGAUCUUCCUUUACAUAAGUGUCUUGUUUGUUGUAGCCACGCCACUGUUGACAGAUGCUACGUAUAGCGCAACUGAUAGCAUGUUCUUGCGUUUGUAUAUAAAGAACAGCUCUUUCCUCGACGUGAACAUACGAAAUGCAGAACAGUUGGUGUCUCGUUUGAAAAGCAACGAAACGUUGGUAAUGUACAUUCAUGGUUUUACAGAAUCGGCGGACUCUGAAGGCGCUACGUUGGUAUCGGAAGCGUAUUUGGCGAACACGAAACACAAUAUACUUGCAGUCGAUUACCGAAAGGCUGCUGCUUUGAGCUAUCUAAGCUGCAUUUCAUUAAUCGAGGAUAUCGCUAAGAACGUAGCUGAUGCUUUAAACGCUAUAGUGUUUUCUGAUGUGAAAGUUACAAAUACACAUCUUAUUGGACACUCGUUGGGCAGUCAUAUUGCUGGAUCUGUGGCACGUCAUACAAAUUUCAGAGUUUCCAGGAUAACAGGCUUGGAUCCUGCAGGACCGUUUUUCUACUUGCUCAACCCUCGUUUGACUGCGGGCGACGCCGAUUUCGUCGAUAUUAUACACACUGAUAUGGGUAUUUACGGGUUAGCUUUGUCAAUAGGGCACGUGGACUUCUUUCCGAAUUUUGGUAUCAGAGCACAGCCUGGUUGCUGGUUGAUUGGGGCGAUACUGGGAAAGAGAGAUUUAUGCAGUCAUGGUAGAUCCUACAAAUUCUACGUGGAAUCUGUUACAAGUAAUAAUUUCAUAGGUAUGAAGUGUUCAAGUAUAUUUGACAUGUUCUCAGGAAUAUGUAACCAGCAUGAAACUGCUGUCAUGGGUUAUGGCACACCAACCGAUACAAGGGGCGAUUAUUUUCUCAAAACAAAUGAAGUAAGACCUUACGCGCGAGGAUUAAGUGGAAUACACAAUGGUUACGAACGAUAGGAUCGAUAGAUCUUUCUCGUACUAAUCGUACUCUAUCUGUUAUAAUUCUCGAGUAUCAAAGAAAUUCUUGCUCUUAUAACUGUUCGUGCCUUUCAAAGAGAAGAAAGACGUCCUCGUAAAUGGUCACAAAUCACUCUCAGAUAUUACACGGCAAGUAUUUCGCAAGAAAAUUCGAAAUGUACUCGUCAGGGAAGUAAGUUUUCAAGAUCUCGAAUAUGGUAUUUUCCAGAUGGAAGGGAGAGAUCGAGUAAAAUCUACGAAAUGUUUAUUUUCACAGCCAAUUUUGCAAAGCGUCACUUUAUGGCCACUUCUGUAGGAUGUUU
Messenger RNA from Habropoda laboriosa, 1289 nucleotides. Its product is annotated as pancreatic triacylglycerol lipase-like. The transcript has 8 exons. The coding region runs from base 37 to 966 and encodes 309 amino acids. Gene Ontology annotation, biological process: lipid metabolic process. Lineage: Eukaryota; Metazoa; Arthropoda; Insecta; Hymenoptera; Apidae. The record is from RefSeq and is a predicted model, not a curated record. Gene Ontology annotation, molecular function: lipase activity.